Molecule: messenger RNA, 5795 nt
Organism: Oryctolagus cuniculus (rabbit)
Lineage: Eukaryota; Metazoa; Chordata; Mammalia; Lagomorpha; Leporidae
Gene: ARSG
Product: arylsulfatase G
Molecular function (GO): arylsulfatase activity
Source: RefSeq, a predicted model, not a curated record
UGAGCACAUCACCUCUGUUCUGCAAAUGCCUCACCAGAGAGCUAGGACUAGCAGUAACUAGUAAGUAAAUAAAUACUUUAAAGAUAGCUGCAUACAGGGGCUGCUGUGGCACAGCAGGUAAAGCCAUCGCCUGCAGUGCUGGCAUCCCAUAAGGGCACAGGUCUGUGGCCUGGCUGCUCCUCUUCUGAUCCAGCUCUCUGCUGUGGCCUGGGAAAGCAGUGGAAGAUGGCCCAAGUGCUUGGCCCCUGCACCCACAUGGGAGACCUGGCAGCCCCAGCCGUUGCAGCCAUUUAGGGAGUGAACCAGCAGAUGAUGGACUUCUCUCUCUCUCCCUCUGCCUCUCUAUAACGCUGCCUUUCAAAUAGAUAAAUAAAUCUUUAAAAAAAAAAAUACCUGUAUAUGGCCCAUGGAACCAGUCAACAUAAUUCCCAGAGAGAUGCUGUUUCUAGAAGAGCUGCUUGCUGUGCGUUAGGCCUGGCGCAAGCAUAUUUGGGGACUUCGGUGGGCUCGCAUCCUCUGUGCAUACCCCUUCUCACCUGUGAGCUCCCCUGUGCUCUGGGUUUCGCCUCCCUUGGUGGUGGUCAGCUGAUCCCUGAAGAAGCCACUGCUUGUAUCGGUUUUGAGCGGCUCUGAGUGUUUACGGGGGACUGAACAGCAGCGCUGAACCUCAGCUUCCUGUGCAGAGGGCCUUACAGGCGAUCUGCCAUGGUGCUUAACGCUGGGCAGGGGUGCACUCUUCUGGGUGUAGAGCAGGUUUCUGCUUUAUGCCUACAGUAUCUCUCACUGCCUGGCAUUGUGAAAUGUUUGAGUCGGGGGAGAGUGGAACAGGCUUACUGUGGGUGUUCUGAGUGCCGUUUCGGCUUGUGUCAGGCUGUAGACACACGGCCAGCUGACGCACUAGUGAUAGGUUGGGAAUCUCAGGCUUGGCAGACCAGCUCAGCCACAGCAGCGUAUUCUGCACGUUCGGAAACUGCAGUGUAUCGUUUUACUGAAUGCUGGGAGCAGGCAGCGUUUCCCACUUCACCAGACUUCAGGGAGGGGAGUUUAUUCCUGCAUUUUGAAGACAUGGUUCUUUCUUAAGAUGGUAUACACUGUUACUUCAAGAAUAUGUUAUGACUGCAUUGGAGGUUUCCUUGGGGUUCGCCCCUACUUAAACCCCUCUACAGCAUUUCCGAAAAGGACGCUUGCAUUUACAAUUAAGUGAGGAGAGACUACUUGGUCAUCUGAUGUUGCAGGGAACCAGUGGAGCAUGGACUUUUAUGGAUACUGUGACAAGCUUAAUUUCCUCCUUGAAUAAUUACUUUUAGUUAUCCAUUCUAUUUUAUUUCCUUUAAUGUUCCUACAAGAUUAGCACCGCUUUAGUCGUAUAGGUCAGCAUUAUUCAUAAACCUAGAAGACGCAUCUUUGCCUAGGCGAAUAUACUGGGGAUUAGUUAUUUGGGUAAGCUAUAAAUAGAAAGUCUGCUUGUGCCUACUCUGCAGUGUGAGAGAGCAGGAACAACACUGAAUAUGAAACAGUACAGUAGGUGCUGGUGUUCAGCACAGCGGUUAAAUGCACUUGGGAUGCCCACAUCCCAGGCUGUGCGCUCAGUUCCAGCUUGUGCUCUGGGAAACGGCAGGUGAUGGCUGCAGUACUCGGGUCCCUGCUACCCAUGUGGGAGACCUGGAGUUCUAUGCUCCUGGCUUCAGCCUGGUCCAGCCCUACUAGCUGUUGCAGGCAUUUGGGGGAGGGAACCAGCAGAUGGAAGAUCUUGUUUCUGUCUCUGCCUUUUGAAUAAAUAAUUUUUUUAGAACGAUGUGUUUAUUUAUUUGAAAGAAUUGUGGAGGAAGGAGAGACGGAUCUUCCAUCCCCUGGUUCACUUCCUAGAUGGCCUCGGCGGCCAGGACUGGCCCAGGCAGGAGCCAGGAGCUUCUUACUGGUUUCCGAUGUGGGUGCAGGAGCCCAAGCCCUUGGGCCAUCCUAGACUGCUUCGCCAGGCCAUUAGCCGGGAGCUGGGUUGGAAGUAGAGCAGCCAGGACUCGAACUGGUGCCCAUAUGGGAUGCUGGCCCUGCAGGCAGUGGCUUAACCCACUGCGCCACAGUGCUGGCCCUGAAUAAAAAAUUUACAAUCUAAUUCUAGUUAAAAUUGGACUAAGCUAAAUUUAUAGAAUAGACAUUUAUUCAGCAAUCCAUGUAAAUACUGUGUGUAGCUAAUUUUACAUACUUUUGGACCAUUUUUAAGGGUUAACUUUAAAAAUACAUUUUGUUUACUGCAAUUAUAGUUAAAUCUUUGUCAUUUUAAAAAGUGAUUUUCACUAAAUAACAGCAGAAGCCCAGGCAGGUUUUUCUCUGAAAAUGCAGAACAAACAAGGCAUUGACCUGGUAAAGACAACUUCCCGCUGUCUGAAUACCGAUCCUGUUCCCGGCGCUGCCGGUUACCAUCUCCGCAGCCCCGGGAAGGGUUAAACGUUGGCGUUUCGGCCCAGACACUUCAUGGUGAGGAUUAAGCAGAAUCUGGCAAGGACUGCCCGUCAGUCAGUUCUUGUCCAGCUGGUUUUCCGUUUGCUCUUGAGGCACAGGCCGCCCUGAGGAAUACUUCGAAAUGUCGAGCCCUCGGCGCGGCCCGGCCGGGCGGCUCCCUCCUCGGAGCCCGAGUGCUAAAAUCCAAGCAGGCAGCCGCGGGGCCGCUAAAGCCGGCCCUGCGCUCGCCCGGGCCCUCCCGGCAGGAAGCGCGUCGCCGUCCCUGGGUGCGCCCGGCGGGUGCGGGCCCAGCAGCCGCCUGCGGCCCGCGCACCACCUGUUUCCGCCCGCAGGGACUGCUCGGCGGUGUGUGUGGGCAGGGGUCUGCGGCCCGCGCCGCCUCUGGCGUCAGAGACCCAGGGUGCCCGCCUCCGCCGCAGCCCCCGCUGCGGGUCCCCCGUGUGCGCGCUGGGCACGGCCUCGGAGAAUCAGGAUGGCGCCGGCCGCGGAGCAGUGAGUGGAGUCGGUUCUCGCCCAGAGGAAACCUCACAGAAACUUGAAGCCCUCAACCAUCUGGAACUCAGAAAUGCAUUCGGGGCUGUCUGUGGUUUCUCAAACAUCCAGGUGUUCUGCAGAUGCCAGAGUUUUUCCUGUAGUCGCCAGGUGGAGUCCCCAACCGACGGAGAGGCUUGUGCUGCGAUGCUGAUGUCCCAGAAUACAGAAGGGGUCACUUUCUAAGUGACCGAGCACCUCGGUGACACUGAGGUCUGACUGUUGCCCUCAGCCACCUGACUGUUGAGCUGCAGUGGGAGCCAUUCCCAGCAGAGGCUCCAGCCACGGCAGGUGUUGCGACUUCCCUGCCUCCUGAACUAGAAUUCCAGGAGGGCACCUCAUUUCAGGAGCCCCCCUCCAUCCCUGGAGCCCUCAUCCCCGCCCUCAUCCCCACCCUCAUCCCCACGGCCACUGGCACCUUCUGGCGAACGUCAGCCUUGCUCCCCAGGGACCUCCUGCCUUGAAAGUGCACUCUUGGGAGAACUGUCCCCCUGCCAUCACUCCAGAGAGCCGGAAGCCCCAUCUGUCCCACCAUGGGCUGGCUCUUCCUCAAGGUUCUGUUGGUGGGAGUGAGCUUCUCAGGCUUUCUGUAUCCUCUCGUGGAUUUUCACACCAGUGGGAAAGCAGAAGACCGGAAACCGAAUUUCGUGAUCAUUUUGGCCGAUGACAUGGGCUGGGGCGACCUGGGAGCAAACUGGGCAGAAACAAAGGACACGGCCAACCUCGACGAGAUGGCCUCGCAAGGAAUGAGGUUUGUGGAUUUUCACGCAGCGGCCUCCACCUGCUCGCCCUCCAGAGCCUCCCUGCUCACCGGCAGGCUCGGCCUCCGCAAUGGAGUCACGCACAACUUUGCGGUCAGUUCUGUCGGGGGCCUUCCACUCAACGAGACCACCUUGGCCGAGGUGCUGCAGCAGGCGGGCUACGUCACCGGGAUGAUAGGCAAAUGGCAUCUUGGACACCAUGGCUCUUAUCACCCCAACUUCCGUGGUUUUGAUUACUAUUUUGGAAUCCCAUACAGCCAUGACAUGGGCUGUACUGACAGCCCAGGCUACAACUACCCUCCUUGUCCAGCGUGUCCACAGCGGGAUGGGCCAUGCAGCAGGCUCAAGAGAGACUGCUACUCGGACCUGGCCCUUCCUCUCUACGAAAACCUCAACAUCGUGGAGCAGCCCGUGAACCUGAGCAGCCUUGCCCAGAAGUACGCGGAGAAAGCGACCCAGUUCAUCCAGCACGCAAGCGCCAGUGGAAGACCCUUCCUGCUCUACGUGGGCCUGGCCCACAUGCACGUGCCCUUACCUGCGACCCAGCCACCAGCAGACCCACAGGGCCGAAAGCCGUACCUCGCGAGUCUCCAGGAGAUGGACAGGCUUGUGGGCAGGCUCAAGGACAAAGUUGACCGCACAGUGAAAGAAAACACAUUCCUGUGGUUUACAGGAGACAACGGCCCCUGGGAUCAGAAGUGUGAGCUGGCAGGCAGCGUGGGGCCCUUCAUUGGAUCGUGGCAAACACAUCAAGGGGGAAGUCCAGCCAAGCAGACCACCUGGGAAGGAGGACACCGGGUCCCGGCACUGGCUUACUGGCCAGGCAGAAUCCCAGCCAAUGUCACCAGCGCUGCCUUAUUAAGCGUGCUGGACAUUUUCCCCACUGUGGUAGCCCUGGCUGGGGCCAGCCUGCCCCAAGGCCGGCACUUUGACGGUCUGGAUGUCUCCGAGGUGCUCUUGGGCCGGUCCCAGACUGGACACAGGGUGCUGUUCCACCCCAACAGUGGGGCAGCUGGACAGUAUGGAGCUCUGCAGACUGUCCGCCUGCGGCAGUACAAGGCCUUCUACGUCACCGGUGGAGCCAGAGCCUGCGACGGACGUGUCGGGCCUGAGCAGCGCCAUGAGCCUCCCCUCAUUUUCAACCUGGAAGAUGACGCCGGGGAGGGUGCGCCUCUGCCGAGAGGUGGUGCCCAGUACCAGGCUGUGCUGCCCGAGGUCAGACAGGCCCUUGCCGACAUCCUUCAUGACGUUGCUGGUGACAACGUCUCCAGAGCGGACUACACUCAGGAUCCGUCAGUGAUCCCCUGCUGCGACCCCGCCCAAGCCGCCUGCCGCUGCCGCGCCGAGGAACCGACCCUUCCGCCCGGAGGAGUCUCUAGAAACUAGACGGGCAAGUUCACUUUCAAACUGCGCUUUUACCCCCUUUACAAACAAUGCCAGCAUCUGUUCUGAGGCAGCCCCUCUGCUCCCUGUCCCUCCCCAUACCGGCCUGGGGGCGCAGCUGAGCUGAGCUCAGCACAGGGCAGUGGAAAGCACGCCACAGGCAUGAGUUCGAGCCUCGGGUUUUGAACUUGGGCAAUGAUUUAACCCAAACUGCAAGUUGAUGUUGAAGGGCAAAUAAGGCCGCAGCUGAGGAUGCCUCGCACAGGGCCGGCACUCAGCACGUCUCAGUCUCAGGUUUGCUAGAGCAGACCUUCAUCUGAAAUGUGCACACAGGGCCAGGGUUGUGGUCAGAGGGUUAAGCUGCCCCCCGCGGUGCUGGCACACCUAGGAGUCCCAGCUGCUCCACUUCCCAGUGCACCUGGGAAAGCAGUGGAGGAUGGCCCAAGUUCCCAGGCCCCUGCCACUCCUGUGGGAGACCCGGAUGGAGUUCCAGGCUCCUGGCUUCAGGUUGGCCCUGCCCUGGUGGUAGUGGCCAUUUGAGGAGUGAGCCAGCAGAUGGAAGACCUCUCUCCAUGUCUCUCCUUCUCUUGCUGUAACUCUGCCUUUCAAGUCUAUAAGUAAAUCUUUAAAAAAUAGUAAAAUAAAAUAUGCACACAAAUA